Messenger RNA from Eptesicus fuscus (big brown bat), 6216 nucleotides. RefSeq names its product neuraminidase 3 (gene NEU3). NCBI's taxonomy places the organism in Eukaryota, Metazoa, Chordata, Mammalia, Chiroptera, Vespertilionidae. The record is from RefSeq and is a predicted model, not a curated record. Gene Ontology annotation, molecular function: exo-alpha-sialidase activity. Gene Ontology annotation, biological process: oligosaccharide catabolic process; ganglioside catabolic process. The transcript has 4 exons. Bases 202 to 1485 code for a protein of 427 amino acids. Gene Ontology annotation, cellular component: membrane; cytoplasm; lysosome.
UGCGCAGCCUUUAGGAGACGUGGCAGGCCAAAACCUGGACUGAACUUGGCCCUGGGGGAAGAGGAAAGCCGCGCUUUCUCCGGCCUCCGUCUCCCCAGCCUCGGUCACCUCCCAGGCUCUGGUGCCCGAGACCCGAGGGCCUGCCUCCGCGCCCCCGCAGCCUGGAGAGAGACGGGGGAACCGAGGGCCUACGCAGAGGUCAUGGAAGAAGUGACAUCGUGCUCCUUCAACAACCCCCUGUUCCAGCAAGAAGACAAGGGAGGGGUCACCUACCGGAUCCCAGCUCUGCUCUACAUACCCCCCACCCACACCUUCCUGGCCUUUGCAGAGAAGCGCUCUACAUGCAGGGAUGAGGAUGCUCUCCACCUGGUGCUGAGACGAGGGUUGAGGACUGGGCACACGGUACAGUGGGGACCACUAACACCACUGAAGGAAGCCAUGUUACCUGGGCAUCGGACCAUGAACCCCUGUCCUGUAUGGGAGCGAAACACUGGCUGUGUGUACCUGUUCUUCAUUUGUGUGCAGGGCCAUGUCACCGAGCGUCAACAGAUUAUGUCAGGCAGGAAUGCUGCUCGCCUCUGCUUCAUCUGCAGUCGGGAUUCUGGCUAUUCAUGGAGCAACAUGAGGGACCUGACUGAGGAGGUCAUUGGGCCAGAAGUGAAGCGUUGGGCCACAUUUGCUGUGGGCCCAGGUCAUGGCAUCCAGCUGCAGUCUGGGAGGCUCAUCAUCCCUGCAUACACCUACUACAUCCCUUACUGGUUCUUUUGCUUCCGGCUACCAUGUAAAGCCAGGCCUCAUUCCCUGAUGAUCUACAGUGAUGACCUAGGGACCACAUGGCACCAUGGCAGGCUCAUUAAGCCCAUGGUGACAGUGGAGUGCGAAGUGGCAGAGGUGACUGGGAGGGCCGGCCACCCUGUGCUGUAUUGCAGUGCCCGAACACCGAACAAAUGCCGGGCAGAGGCUCUGAGCACUGACCAUGGUGAAUGUUUUCAGAGACCAGCCCUGAGCCAACAGCUCUGUGAGCCCCCGCAUGGCUGCCAGGGCAGUGUGGUGAGUUUCCGGCCCCUGGAGAUUCCAAAUGAAUGCCAGGACCCUAAUGGCAAAGAUGCUCCUACCAUUCAGCAGAACCCUCUGCUGGGCAGUUCUCUGAGGCUAGAGCAGGAAGCUGGUACACUGUCAGAAUCAUGGCUCUUGUACUCACACCCAACCAGUAAGAAACGAAGGGUUAACCUAGGCAUCUACGUCAACCGGACCCCCUUGGAGGCUGCCUGCUGGUCCUCCCCCUGGAUCUUGCACUGCGGGCCCUGUGGCUACUCUGAUUUGGCUGCUCUGGAGGAGGGCUUGUUUGGGUGUUUGUUUGAGUGUGGGAUCAGGCGGGAGUGUGAGCAGAUUGCCUUCCGCUUGUUUACAGACCAAGAGAUCCUGAGCCAUGUGCAAGGUGACUGCACCAGCCAUGGUAGGAACUCUGAACCAAUUCAAAACUAAUUGGCUUAGGAUCCAACUUUCCAUAGAAGGGAAGCCAUUAGAAGGCAACCAUAGCCAGGAUCAUGGAGGCCAGGAUAACAGAGGUUACGGAAGCCUACAGGGAAUCCCAAAACAUAGUAUUCUGCUCCCUACCUUUUUUCACCUCUCCAAAGAUAAUGAACAAUUUGCCAUAGCUACUGUAGCCGAAAUAGCACUGAACUGUGUGAAUUGGGAGACCAUGAUAUGAGCCUGGGUCUGCCAUGGCUGGCUCUGGGACCUUGAACUCUCUGGGCCUCAGGUCUCCAUCUGUAAAAUGAGAGGAUUGGUCUGUGAUCUCUCUUCCUAUCCCUAGGGAAGCCAGAGGGCCUGCUUGCUGCAUGAUCAUCAAGUCCUGGCUGCACAUAGGACUCUGGUAUCAAAAUGGAAAUCAUAGGACUCAUCUUUUCAAAUGACUCACUACUCAUCCAGGUGUGAGGUUCCAAGCAGGUAUCAUGUCAUGAAGAAGGAUCUGGAUGAUUUGUUCAGUAAUAGAUGAGCUCUAUAGGCUAUCCAAGAGGAGUUGGGCAAAACAGAAUCAUGAGUUCACCUACCUUCUUUAGCUUUGCAACUCUGCUCAACCUGCGCUUACGCAUCCAAAAUGCAAUAUAUCCUAGGGAGAAAAUGAGAGGCUCAAUACCAGUAGUCCAUAUUGUUUCUGAUGACAUUAUUUCUAUGAAAGAUAACCUAAAGUUCAUUUACUAGGAUGGUUCCUGAUGAGAAAAAGACAUGACUUAGGGCUUUAAAACAUUGGACAAAACUUCCCACGGUCUCUGCCCUCAAGGAGCUCACAGUUUAUGAGGCUAGAAGAGGGAGAAAAAUUUUUUUAAAUGCAGUUGGUGGGAUAGUUAGUAGAUGUUGGGCUCUAAGUUGCAUAUCUGUAGAUCAUUAUCUUAGUGCCUGGAGUCAUCUGCCCCAAGGCUUGUCCAGGCUGCUAGGUUCCCCCUAAGUUUGUUUUUCUUAGAAUAUUGUCCUGGCCCAGCCACUCUAUUUGCCAGUGGAGAAACUCUUCACCCUUAGGAAGGUCUCGGACCCUCCAAACCACUGAAUCUGGCCUGUUUGGACCUACUGAAGUCACUGUUUGUGAAGUGAGAUGACCCUUGUCUAAUAGUUUUGGGGCUCAACUUUACUAAUACUGGUCUCUCAUAUGAUACCAGAUUGGUUGCUCUUAUUUUAGGUUGUUUCCCCCAUAGCCUGUUAUUUUGAGGGAAAUUCUAUCAUGAGAUGUUUCUUUUUUGUCCCUCUUAAGUUAGUAUAUCAGCUAAAUACAGGGUGGGACAAAGGUAGAUUUACAGUUGUUCAUAUGGAAAAUAAUACAAUAAUUAAUAAAUAAUGGUACAAGAAUAAACUGUGUUUCAUGUACUUAGAACUUUGUCCUACCCUGUAUAUAUGGCGCUAGGUAAUGGCCCAGAGAGCAAGUCUUAGUGGUAGAGCAUAGUCUAGGAUGCACCUGUCAGAUGGUGGAGAAGUCCUAAAGGAGGAAAGUAGGGAUUAACUUCACCUACUUCAGCAUGUAGCUUAAGCCAAUGUCUUAAGGUGGCCUGUCAUACAUUCGCCAUUAUCUUCUCAGUAGUCAGCUAUGAUCAUUCACUCAUUUAUACAUUUAUGUAGCUAUUUCUUGAGUUCCUGUGCAUAAUGUAAGGUGCUUUCUGUUGCCAUUCCCUGGUUGAAAAUAAUUUGUGGCUCCUCAUUGCCUAUGAAAGGCUACAAUUAGCCUGGCAUGUAGGAUGAAAUAAUGAUUACUUAUCUCUACUACUUUAUGUGAAGGCCACUGUCAAGCCCAUUGUCAAGUUGGCACGUGGAGGCAGGUGGAGUGAGGUGGACAGAGUGGUGGUGUAGGGGGAGGAUUGAAAGGGCAUCCCCCUCCUGAGUUCUUGUUCAGCAAAGCUUUCCUGAGCACUGGCCUCUAAAUGGAUAGAAAUAGGCAAGAUGGCUAAACUCUACAUCAGGGCUAAAGGGUGGAGAGAAUGAGAAUAUCAGGACUUCUUGGGACUAUCCGAGAAGGGAGGGACUUCAGUCACAUGCCAGUGUGAACCGCAGAUGUCCAGUAUGGGUAUUCCUGAAGACUUACCCAGCUCUAAAUUUCCCUCCCCUUUCUCCUUCCGCUUUGCCUCAUGUUUGCUUCUCCUUAGAGAGAAAUUCCCUUAAUAGGCAAAGGGCCUAUAUGCACAUUUUGGGGCAGGCAUAACCCAGAAUGAGGAUUAGAGAGAGGAACAGAUGGGUGAUGGCAGCUGUGAAGAAAAAGAAUAGCAGGUAGAAGUCCUGGCACCUUUCGAGCUAGAAAGGACAGACAUGAGGCCUAAGCUGGAGAGAUGGUGUAGGUGGUAGUGCUGUGAAGAAAUGAUAACCGGCUGGAGCUGUUCCUGAAACGUGUGGGAACAGAGGCCUGCACAGGCAGCAGGAAAAUUCCUCCCCAGCCCUGUAAUUUUAAGCUGGCUCUACUUGACCAACAAAAACCACCAUAGGCACUCAACUCUGUUUGUGCCAACUACCCAGAUCUUCAGGGCCCUGGGACCGACACCGUGAUGCUGGUGUCCUAACUAAGCCCAUUUCAGCCCUUUCGGGUUGGUAGAAUGAAAAGAUAGGACAGGUGAUGGCAGCUGUGAAGAAAAGAGGAAAGACUGAAGGCCUCUGACAUGAAGAGAGGACUGCACAGGCUGUGGUUCUUUGCUCCCAGAUACCCCAUCCUGUCCUUGAACCCUUAGGAAGUAUCCAUCUAGCAAAGGUGGCCCCCCCCCCCGGAAGUGCAAGAGGACACCGGUAGUGAGUGGCCUCCUCCUGCUGAUAUGUACCCAUCUGUUCAAUCUGCUGGUCCUGCUCAUGCUCCCUAACUCUUGGUUCCUCACUCCUAGGCAGGCUCCUAAUAGUUACCUCAGGCCUUUGUUGUUUGGCUCUUGUUUGGAUCAGUUUUUCCUGGUCACCAGUCUCCCCUCAGAUAUCCACAGGGUAUCAUGUAACUACAGCCGUAGGUAAGAGACCUUGCAGCCUGCCUGUGGGGUAGCCCGAGGGACCCACAGAGGCCACCCUGAGGCUGCACAGCCUCUGCCCCAGGACAGUGGGAUUCAAGACUUCCACUUGGGCCAGAUUAAAUUGCUCAGGCUUCUUGAGGAGGCCGUGAAUUUUCCCCACUGCAUUGUUCAGUAGGUGUCGUGUCCUCCUGUGCUGCCACAGUGCACAGUCUGCGCCUCCCUUCGGGCCUUACCACAGGCUGCCCUGUGUUAUUGUCUGUUGUGCCCUUUAGGCCUCUGCUAGGCUGUGAACUCCUUGAGGGCCAAGUCUGACUCCUCACUGUAUCCUCUUUACCUUGAAUCACAAUGCCUCGUUCUAGCAUAUGAUAGAACAAAUGCUUUUUCUAUCAUAUUUUUAUUUCCCUGUUUAGGACUCUUGAGUCCUCUCUGUCCUCUGCACCCAACACAGGGCCUGGCACAGAAUGGACAACAGUGAAGCUAUGCUGAGUUACUAAAGGAGUUAAAGACCCUUGGCCUUCAAGGCUAACAGAAGGGUAGUUCCCUCUCAGGGAGGAGCACGUCGCACCCCUCUGGAUUCAUAGCCCCCUAAAGGUGCUGAGCACUCACUCCAAAUGGAUCUUCUCUGUGCUGGCCCGCUUCCACGUCAGUCACAGGAUUUCCUGGGAAUGAGCUUUUCUCUGGCUGCCUGGACAUCCCAGGGAUCAUAGCCUAAACCCAAAGCAAAGCCUUGACUUGGGGUUCUCAUUUCACUGGUAACCCCACCCCCCAUCUAAUUGGAUUUUCUAUCGCUACCACUCCUCCAGGACUCAAGAGGCAGAUGCUGGGGCUCAGCAUGUUCCAUGCACAUCUUGGUUCUGUGAUACCAGGUGCCACAAAUGCUCUCUGUACUGUGAAAACUACCAUGACUCCUUGAAACGAAGACGAAUAAAAAGCCUAAUUCUGGCGACUACUGGUUUUGUUGUUGUUAAGGAAACUGAGACCAUAAUCAUCCUAAUACUUAUAUUUAGUUUAUACCCAACUUUUUUUUGGAUUUGAGGCAUUUUCUUGCUUUUCAUACGAACUUUAAAUUUCAGAAAACAUUAUUAUAAUAAUCCUUUGCACUUUUACACACUGUUAUUUAAACAUAGUCAUCAAUUGAGGGCAGCAGGGCAGAGGUGACCAUGGCUGGUUUGAUUACACAUUAGCUGUUAAGUGGAGGCACCUGGGUGCACAGAAUCCCCCUCUGGCACCAGCCUCAGUGCUUUGUCACCCACAUCUAAUUUCUUUUUUCAAAAAUACCUUGAGAUUACUCUCAAAGUGCAGUUGGAGAGGCCACAAAUAUUUACCUCAAUGAAGCGGGGUGAUAGCUUUUUUCUUGACUUCCUCUUUGUUACAUUGGGAGCUUAAGGCACAACUGAUUCCGCCAAAUGUUUCAGCAUAACUAUUCCAGCCCUGUCACUAGGUCAGCUGCCUUUAAAAAAAAAUUGACUAUUGAAAAAGUUUCAAAUGGACAUAUCUUUUGUCGUACCACUGAGAGUCUUACAGUGAUGAAAGAAUGAAGUUGAGAGAACUGCGAAUUUGCCUCUAAAAGUAGUUUUACAAUAAUUCUAGAAUUAUAUUUUAAAAUCCAAUGAUCUUUUUUUUGUGUGUGUUUUGUUAGAUUGCUUAAUGUCUGAGGAACCUCUGGGUUUGAGAGGAAUAUGCACCACUACGUAAAUUUUAGUGCUCUGUUUAUUAAACUCAUAUUCAAUAAAACAUUGAAAAUCUC